AUGGUCACCGUCAAUUCGGACUACUAUCCCUCGGGCCUUCGGCCGUGGGAGGGAAGCAGGCUUGGGCUGGACAUUGAGCAUCUCAACACCAUCCAGGUGCCGGAAGCACGAAGCUCGCCACCCUUGACUGUCGCCAGGGCGCUGCGCGAGCACUGCAAUAUCCCCUUCGAGAGCUUCUUUCUCGCCACCCAUCUGGGGGGUGGGAAGUUUGCCUACUUCACCGGGCCUCAGCCCAUCUUGGAGGAAGACAUCCGUAAAAUCUUUCGGAGGGAGAAGUUCCUCCAGUUUCAGAGUCGGACGCUAUCAAGAGAAAGUCUGUCGCAGACGUACGAAGAUGACUACGGACUCGAUGGCGGCCACCCCGGUCGUACCUCUACACCCUCCAGCGGCCCGUGGCAGGUAGAAGCCAGGGGUAGAAAACGGCCGAGGAGGCAAGGGGCGCUACGGCGAGACCAGGAGGAUGACGUGCCUCCCGUCAUUGGCAACACGAAGAGGGCCUUGGUGAUCGGCGAUUCGAAUGAGGUGUUGAAAUUCUACGAUCAUAGGUUCAGGUGCAUCCAGCAGUCGGCCUGCAAGGAGAUCGCCAAGGCCUUCGUCAAGGUGAUUGCGCCCAAGAAGCAGGCCAACAAUCCGUACACCAAGCGCGACGCCUCGGCCCCGGACUGGUGGCCUAAGCCUUCGGGCCCGGGCGAGAAGGGCAAGGUGAGGCAUAUCGAGCCCGACCAUCAGUUGAAGAGUGAGCGCAUCACUGUCCUGAAACAUAUCCUGAGGAUGAUUAUCGACCCGGCGACACGGACGCCGAGCGUCCAGAAGUUGGGCGACAUAACCGUGGCCAAGCUCGAGUCGGCCGCCAUGGAGGCUCUCUCGAACUUCUUUGGGGACACGAGCAAGCCCAAGAACGCAAAGAAGAAGCCUAUCUUGAAGGAGCUCUUUAAAGUGGCCAAGAUGGAGGAAAAGUACAUGAGAAACGAAAUAGACGGCACCACCCAAGUCCCUGUGACAUACGAUGACAUGGUCAUGGACUAUUGUUUUGACGAGGACGAAGUCGACGACGAAGAGGAAGAGGCAGCCGCCACGGAGAUUGACCGCCCCCGAGCCGACUCGGUCACCCCGUCACAGGUCAAGAUGUCCCCGACCAGGGCAGUCUCCUUACCUCUCCUCCCGUCUCUUUCUCCCACGAGUAAUGCUGUCCACGCCAUGGCAGCGCAGUUCCAGGCGGCGCCUUUCCUUCACGAGCUGCCCCUCCGCAGCAGCCAGUACGGCCCUCCGGGCAUCAUGCCGUCCGACCUCCAAGACCACUACGCCUACCCAGCAGCCAUGCAGAUGCACGACAUGCUCGCUGAACCCCACGCACAUCCCGACACCGGCCGCCGCUCGUCCCUCUUCCCCCCACCCACCGAGUUCACCACCGGCCCUUCGCCGUCAACGAUGUACCACCACCCCGGCGUUUGGUCCCAGUCUUCUUCGCCACAGUGCACGCCAACCACGACGACAUCGUCCACCACCACUACAACCACGCCAGACACUUCCUCGCCUUUGUAUGCCUACGCGCCUGCCCAACGCGCCGGCCAUCACCAUCACCAGCAGCAUGGCCAGCACCACCAUUACCACCACCACCAGCAGCAGCAGCAGCAGCAGCAGCAGCAACACCAAGAACACCAACAAACCGUCCAAGGACUGCCAUUGCCCCUGCCGCUGCCCAUGUCUGCAGGUAUUCCGGCCCAGUAUCAGCAUCAGCACCAGCACCAGCACCAAAACCAGCAACAUCCCACCAGCGCCGCCUAUGCUGCUGGGGGACAGUACUCGCAGGGAUAUGACCAGCACCAUCAUCAUCAUUAUCACAGUCACCACCAAGUCAAGAGCGAGAGCAUGCACCUUGCGCUGCAGACCCAUCAGGCCUAG
Messenger RNA from Parathielavia appendiculata, 1902 nucleotides. RefSeq lists its product as uncharacterized. The transcript has 5 exons. Lineage: Eukaryota; Fungi; Ascomycota; Sordariomycetes; Sordariales; Chaetomiaceae. The coding region runs from base 1 to 1902 and encodes 633 amino acids. The record is from RefSeq and is a predicted model, not a curated record.